Neodiprion fabricii is the source of this 3281-nucleotide messenger RNA. RefSeq lists its product as uncharacterized. Bases 395 to 2764 code for a protein of 789 amino acids. The transcript has 2 exons. The record is from RefSeq and is a predicted model, not a curated record. Lineage: Eukaryota; Metazoa; Arthropoda; Insecta; Hymenoptera; Diprionidae.
GCGUGUCAAAAAUGAAGUGCGUAAAUACAGUGAAAUCCGUCCAAUGCAACGGACAAAGUCGGAAGUAUACCUGUAACGCAGGGAUAAAACAUCAAGAAAAAUAAUUUUCCGAAUUACCAGUGAUUUGCGACGGAAAUACAGUGGUGGACUUAUGUUAUGAGUAUUAGAAGUCUCCUUUCACCCCUCGGAGCUACUGCAAGUGAUCAAAUUUAUCACCGAAGUAGGUUAUGCACAUCCUCCAUGCUUUGUUUUUUUGACGCAUAUGUAGUACCGUGCUCGUUACUCCCGCGGAUUUUGCUCACGUCAAACUUCCCGUCCUCCAUGUAAAUUAGUUUUUACUCCCCGUUACGAACUAAAUUUUUAUAUUCUCAGGUCUUAAAUUAGUCGCUCGAUAAUGCCGCGAAAUGACGUACUCGUCACGAGAGUCACGCGCAGCCAGGAGAAGAAAGAAAAAAUCUUGUCCGACAAGGGAGACACCAAUAAGCCAGGGACUAACCAAGUGCCGAAUAAGUUUUUUAAAAGUAAAACACUGCGCGCUGCGCCUAAGAAGCGCCUAAUGCAGAGAACCAUGCCAAAACGAGCAACGAGAUUGAAUCAAAUUAAGAAUGACGAUUCCAGUGAGUUUGUGCCGUCCAUGAAACAGCCCACACUGUCGGAGUCCUUCGCACGUGCCUCUGUGCGUGGUAAACUCAGACCACGCAAGGAGGUCAAAAACUAUUGCGACGCUUCUGUUUUGGCAAAAAGCAUCUCCCCCGACAAGAGAAAGAGUUUUGUAUUGCUGGAGAACAUUGAUUUUAACAAAGGGACCAACAAGGCACCUGUUUAUAAAUCUGUCAAAACAACAGAUAAAGAUUCCGAGGGUAAGGAGAGCGUUUAUGAAUUUGACUUUGACGUCAAUGAUCCUAAGGAGAAAGUCAACAAGGGGAAAAAGAAACGAGCUCGCAGGAAGGCAGCGACUGUUAAGAAGAAAAAAACUGAUGCCAAAAGCGUUGUUGAGAAACUUCAGGAGCCACUCAAACAGCAGGCAAAGGUCACCGAGCCCUCCAAGAGUCUAACGCCGGAAGACGAAGUUGGGGGAAAUGUUGUCAGCUUACCAGUUGGUGGAACUGUUGUGGAAACUAAGGAAGAAGGACAGAAAACGACUUCAGUGACUGAAGAUGGUCCUUGCGAUUUGCCGACGAGCAAGAAUGUACCGUUGAAAAGUCCUCAGCUGAGAAUAGCACAUGUGGAAAAACUAACGGGGGACAGAAAGGUCAGCUUUAAGUCAAAUCUGUCAAGAACAGGGCAAAACUCUACAAAAUUCAACCCGUUCAGGUCUACGAUAUCAGUUUUUAGGCAGAGGCCUACGUUGCAAACUCAAGAAAUGAUGAACCACUCUUUGCUGAACAAAUCAUUGUCGCCAAUAAAGAAUGAGACGGAUCACUUUGACCCUGCUAGUCCGUGGCGACCACCGACUACAAACGAGUUGUUCAGUAUUAAACGAAUGGUGCAAAGUACGCCGCAACCCCGGCGGAUCACAUCCACAUCUUCGAGUGUAGAAUUCAGGCGGAUUCACAGGAUCUUGGAAAAUAACGAGAACAGGGAAAAUGUCGAGCCUACCAGAAGCAGUACGAGCCCUGUGAGUAGGCAGGGCGAAAGCAAGGCGGUGAAACCUUUGGGGCUCAGAACAUUGAAUGCAGAGAAUAUUCAGGCUGGCCCAAAUAUAUCAAGCGAUGCAUCCAGACUUGGAGGAACAAGGCCCUUCACCCAAUCGUCAAAUCGUGCUGAAAACAAAGUGAACACAGGUUUCGGCGACAGACUCUACAAGUCGCCGUCUAAAAAUGAUAAGGUAAUGGUAGGAAGUGGCUUGAGGAGAAAAAAUCAAGAGGUUCUUCGAUCCGUCACACAUGAUGACGAGAAUUUGCCACUCGGAGAAGAUGCGAAAUUCUUGAAGCAGUCAAAGCUUAACUCCUUUCUUAACAUGGACGAGAUGCCCGAAAGCACGACAAUAAAUACAAGCCACGGCAUAUUUGGGGAUUCCAUUGCUACGCCAGCAAUCAGUGAACAAACCCUGAAAAUUCCACGACCAGUCGAAAUUGAAAAUUGUUUUGGGUUUGAGGACGAUUAUUCCAGCACUCAAGUGACCCCUAUUAAAUUUGACAAUAAACAGGACAGAACCCCUGUCAAAAAAGUAUUUGAACGUCCCAGGGGUAGAGUCUUGUCUACGGAAAAAGGUUCAUCGGUAAAAACGGCCAGGAUAUCUCUGGGGGAAAUUAAGAACACUCUGUACCCGAGAAAAGAGACGAAGAUUGAUAAUGUAGAAACUAAAAAUGACAAGGAAAGGAAAACGGAGCUGGACAUAAAUGCAAUCAAAGAUUCGAGAAACCAGAAAGCUGACGUGAGGCCAACCGAUGCCUCUAAUACUGUUAAAUUCACUGACACGUUCGAUGUACUCUCUGAAAGCGUGCAAGGGCAAGAAACUGACAAAUCGCUGGAUGCUGAAAUUUCGUUGUUUGCAGACAUGGAACCCGUUCAUUUUACAAAGCCUCCUAGAAGAUCCUACGCAAAGAAGAGAGAACGUGUACGUUAUUGGUCUUCAGAGGCGGAGGAAGACGACGAAUUUGAGAAUGACGUUGAGAACCCGACUCGCAAGAAAAAGAAGAGGCAGAAAUUGACCAAAGUUGCACAGGUUGAAAACAAGAAAAUUGAAGAGUGGGUUAAGAGCGUCAACAACACUUUCCGAGAGAUAGAUGAAUUUGACUUGGUAGUCGAGAAAGCACCGUGAAAUGCGAUCAAAAUCUUAUAAUAAGUUUUUAAAAUUCUCAAAGACUUCUCAUUAUUUGUUUGAGCUCAACUUUAUACCAUCACUACAGCAGAUAAAUUCUGACUUGAUAACGCGAGCGCGAGCAUUCUCAAAACCUGAAUCCUAUAAAAGUUAAUUUAUUCGUAUACGGGAAAGACACGAGAACGGAUUCAGUGUUGAAAAUGCACUGUUUAAUGUACAUAUCAUAAAGAUAUUUUUAAAGUAUACAUAUUUUUUAUUGCCGGUUAUACCUAUAAAAAAAAUUGAACGGUUUACAUUGAAAAGAAAUUUUACGGUAGCCUCUUAUACUGACUUUCUUAUGACCUGAGGCCUUUGAUAGAAUUACCUAGAUUAAUGGUUACAAAUAUGAAUAACUUACAUUUCUAAGGAGUAUAUUAAAUUAUCUGAUUAUCGUUAUCGGUAUUAAUAAAGUAUAUGAGAAAAUUAAUAUAAAUCUACAUAUCAUAGUUCGAUGUAAAUACUACACCGUUUUUAUUUG